Molecule: messenger RNA, 222 nt
Organism: Penicillium mononematosum
Lineage: Eukaryota; Fungi; Ascomycota; Eurotiomycetes; Eurotiales; Aspergillaceae
Exons: 1
Coding region: 1-222 (73 amino acids)
Source: RefSeq, a predicted model, not a curated record
AUGCAUUUCAACACAUUUAUUACUCUUUCCCUGGCAGCUUUUGCGGCUGUCUCUGCCUCCCCAGCUUCUGACCUGGAGGCACGUGACAAGAUUCAGUGCAAGAACAAUCAAAAGGCAGUUUGCAAGGUCAAGGAUGUGACUAUCUUCGCUAUUCUAUCCGACCUUGAUGCCUUGAACUGCAUCAAUGUCUUGAAUGGAAACCAAGUUUGUGUUGAUAUUUGA